Messenger RNA from Austrofundulus limnaeus, 1631 nucleotides. RefSeq names its product olfactomedin-like 3a (gene olfml3a). The record is from RefSeq and is a predicted model, not a curated record. NCBI's taxonomy places the organism in Eukaryota, Metazoa, Chordata, Actinopteri, Cyprinodontiformes, Rivulidae. Gene Ontology annotation, biological process: signal transduction.
GACCGCAUGCAGCUGUGGCGCCAUCAGUCCCACCGGUACCACACAGAGAUGUUGGAUUUUAAAAAGCUAACAUUUGAAGUCAUUAAUGAGCUGAAAAAGGACCACCGCUUGAUGUCCAAAGUCCUGCAAGGAGCUUCAGUUCGAGUGGACCAAGCGGAGCAAGAACUAGACUAUGUGGAGAACCAGAAUUCUCCGCGGGCCUGUGCAAACCGGGCGGAGGAGGUGGUGGAGCAGGAGGCCUGGGGCCUGCAGGAGAGAGAGGAAGACGAGGACUGGGAGGAGCUGCAGUUCCGAGUCUUUGACUGUGUGGAAAUCCUUUCUAGCAUCAAGGCAGCGAAGAUCCUGAAGAGAAUGGGCAGCCCCAAAGGGAUGUGGACCAGAGACCCCAAGUCCUCCAAGGUUUACRUUUUUAACGGCACCUCAGGAGACUCGGUUUACCAGUUCAGCUCUGUACGGGACUUUUCCAGAUCCCUGGGUGCGUCUAGCAGCAGAACCAUCCAGCUUCCCUCUGAGUGGAGCGGCUCUGGAAGUGCUGUUUAUAACGGCUAUUUGUAUUUCAUACAGCGAGAGGCUGAUGCAAAUGUACAGGUGGUCAAAUAUGAUCUGCUGAGUGGUUCUGUGACAGAGACUGCCCUGUUCCCUGUGGAGAGCCAUUCUAGUCUUUACAAACUCAAUCCAGAAACAGUUGUGGACCUCGCAGCUGACGAUGAGGGUUUGUGGCUCCUCUUCUCCCCGAGUGACGAUGAACCUAACAUUAGCCUUGCAAAGAUGGAUGCUGCCACGCUUGAUAUUGAACAAAUCUGGGACACCCGAUGCCCACGGCAGAAUGCGGAGGCGGCCUUUGUUGUCUGCGGGACUGUCUAUGUGGUUUACAACACCCGUCUGGCCAGUCGAUCCCGGGUUCAGUGCGUGUUUGACGUCAACGACGUGCUGGUCAGCGAGGAGGCGCCUCUGCUUUAUUUCCCCCGGAGGUACGGAGCCCACGCUAGUCUGAAGUACAACCCUGAGGAGAGGCAGCUUUAUGGCUGGGACGAUGGCUAUCAGAUUAUUUACAAACUGUCUAUGAAGAAGAAAGUCUUGGCUUAAACAACAGAGAAGUGACAUUGCUGUACAGAACUUGAACAUUUACUUCAAACUGAAUCAUUCAUGAAAUGUCUGCAUAAAAACAGAUCAGGUCAUUGAACCAGAAAGACUGAAAAUGUUUAUUUUUGUUUUUGAUAUGUUCUACAAAUGAGACUACCAGACACAGAGGGCUUGGUUUUAAUGGUGGAUCCAUGUGUAGCUUAUUCACUGAGACCACCCUGGUCUCAUGUGACCGUGAUAAGGACACGGAAACAACCUGAGAUAACCAAAACUGACGCRGUCCGAUAUAGUCUUACCAGGACAGGUCUAAAGACCAUUGUCUGUAUGCAGGAAAGUGUUCUGAGGAUGYAGAAAACAGUAAAGACCUCCCCCCCGGUCCAUCUGGUGAACACUGUGAGAAGAGCAGAACCACGACUGUCUUCAUGAGGGAAGUUUUUCAGAUUUGCUCUCUGCACUAUCCACAUGGUCAGCUUGUUUGCAUAUGCACUAAAAGCACUUCUGGAUGACAGAAUAAUGCACUCAAAUAAUUAUUUCCAUCCCUAAUUAUG